ACUACCUUGAAUUUCCUACUUUUUCUGAGUUUUCCAAGCUGGUGGCAAUGGCAAAUUAUUUUGGAGUUACCUCAACAGUGUCCUUCAUCUGGGUUAUGACAUUCCUGGCUCAAAAUUACUUUGUAACAGGUUCCAUUAAUUCACCUUGCAGGAUCAAGGGUAUAGGAAUUUAUCUUGAUCAGAAAGCGAAUUUCUCAGAAGCAAGUAAUGGAUGUAAUCAAUUCAACCUAGAGUUGGCAAGUAAAAUACAAGUUGAAGAGGCUUUGAAACAUGGCUUUGAAACAUGCAACUAUGGAUGGGUGAAAGAUGGAUUUGCUGUUAUUCCUCGGAUAACAUCCAACCAGAAAUGUGGUCAGGGAAAAACUGGAAUAGCACAAUGGAAUGCUGGCAAGGAUAAAAAAUUUCAUAUCUACUGCUUCAAUUCCUCAGAUGUCCGGAUUAAUUCCUGUCAACCAGACCCAGCUACAACCACACUUCCUUUAUCAACUGCAUCAAGAGACUUAGCUUCAUAUUCAGCCUCUGAUUUGACUGAGAACAUCACAGCAGUGUCUGCUGUGACUGAGACUGAGUCAGAACAGCUCCCGAGAAAGAGAUUUCGUGUGGUGUGCGUGACUGAAACACUCUCACCAACAGAGGGGCCCACCACCACCCCAGUGCCAGAGGAGCACUCGGCCACUGACUCUCCCAAGCACACUCCCCACCUGGCCUUUAAGAAUGAUGCUGUUGUUUUUGGAGGUAUCCCCACUGCACUUCUUGUACUGGCAAUCAUCUUCUUCAUUAUUUCUGUUGUUCUAGCCGUCUGUUAUAUCAAAAAGUACAAGAAAACCUUACCAUUUUUAAACAAGAAUCAGCAAAAAGAAACAGUUGUAACUACUGCUCUCAAAGAGACAAAAUCAAAUGACCAAACACCUGAGAAGGAAACACAGAAUAAUGGAAAUAAGGUAGAAGAGUGUAAAACUAAGCCUGAGCCAACAGUAAAAUGUCUAGAAGCAGAAGUUUAAAGGAAAGAAUGUACAGUUCUUGAUGGAAGUAUAAAAUAAAGCACACAGAGCUUAGUAGUGGUUUUAAACAUAAGUGAUUUGUAAAUACUUUUAUUUUCUCUACCUUUAACAUAUGAAACCUUGGUUUUUUAAUAAUUACUUCUUUGGCAACAAAUAUUCUUGCAGAAGAAUAUGAUAUCCUAUUUACUUGAAAUAAAUUCUACAAAUCCAUAUUACAGCUCAUCUUUCAUCUUUAAUAAAGAAGCAAUUUGGAAUAUGCUAUUAACAACAUGCACUACAUUAACUAUUUGCAUGGAAUUUAGAUCAGUAUAUAAUGAAAAGGUUUUUAUAUCUUGCUGGAGGAUGUCUGCUAGCCUAAUGCCUAAAAUAAAAACUGGCACUGUAGUUCUUCCUCAUGUAGAUUAGCUUAUUUCCAUUCAGUAGUUGCAUGCUGCUUUAAAAAAUGUCUGUUUACAAACAGAAGAAACAGUUCUGUUUACAAGAGAGUGAAAACUCAAAGGAUUAACCCACUGUCAUUCAAAUGCCCAAAGCAGGGUACAAAAAUGCUGAGAUGUGUGUGUGUAUAUACACAGCAAUGAAUAACUUACUUUGAUACAUUCAUUGUAUCAUAAUUUACUGUUUUAUUUAUUGAAACCAUUAUCAUUCUUCUGCAUGAGAUAUUUGACAGAGUGGGACAAAAAAAAUCCUUGAACAAGACUUAUACUGGAGAUCUUCUGUGUGCAUUUAAGUGUGGCUUUCAUAAUAAAGGUGAUAUGGGAUGUCUGUGGUGCUCCCUAAAAAAUAAACUGUGGUGAAUAUA
This is a messenger RNA of Onychostruthus taczanowskii (white-rumped snowfinch), 1800 nucleotides long. It is a transcript of the gene LYVE1, whose product is annotated as lymphatic vessel endothelial hyaluronan receptor 1. The record is from RefSeq and is a predicted model, not a curated record. Bases 48 to 1001 code for a protein of 317 amino acids. Gene Ontology annotation, molecular function: hyaluronic acid binding; transmembrane signaling receptor activity. Gene Ontology annotation, biological process: cell adhesion. Gene Ontology annotation, cellular component: plasma membrane. NCBI's taxonomy places the organism in Eukaryota, Metazoa, Chordata, Aves, Passeriformes, Passeridae. The transcript is spliced from 6 exons.